Molecule: messenger RNA, 4767 nt
Organism: Malaya genurostris
Lineage: Eukaryota; Metazoa; Arthropoda; Insecta; Diptera; Culicidae
Gene: Lgr1
Product: thyrotropin receptor
Exons: 15
Coding region: 1296-4073 (925 amino acids)
Biological process (GO): G protein-coupled receptor signaling pathway
Cellular component (GO): membrane
Molecular function (GO): G protein-coupled receptor activity; protein-hormone receptor activity; protein binding
Source: RefSeq, a predicted model, not a curated record
CGUUUUUUUGCCUUACUCGGUCCGUUGCGCUUCAGAGGUGUUAAUCAAACAGUUGAUGGUGGUGCUGUUGUUGUCUGCAGAAGAGCAACAUUCUAGUCUGGAAUUAUUUUGCCGCUUAAUCUGGUUCCGAAGAGAGGUGUGAAUUAUCGUGCUGCUAUAAUGAACAGCUGAUAGAGCUCGGACUGGACUGGCAAUUUUGAAAGAAACUAACCCUAUAAAUAGCUGUGAAGAAACCUUUUCUUUCCUCCCCAAAUUAAACCGGAGGAAGUGCUGUGGAUCGAAUCGCGAUUACUGCGAGUGAAGGCGGAAUGUAAUUCAGCAUUCAGAUAAGAUCAAGGCUUAGUGCGAGUGUGGCCGAGAAAUUGGUGCAAGGGGGUCAAUUACCGAUGGUAGUAUAAUUGGAUCUGUAAACAGUGGGAAUCUCGAACGACGGGUGACAGUGGGGUGGACGGUGGUGCUGGCGCAGAACGUUCGAGGUUAGGAUUACUUAGCCAUCAAUCUUGCAUGAGCAGAAGUUGUUUGAUUGUGAGAGAGAGAAAAAGAAAUAUGGAAUCCACUGGUAAACAUGGUUAUUUACCGAAAUCUGUUUGGCUUGUAUGUUCGUGAUCGAAUUCGCUAACUUAUCUGACAGUGAUGAUGAUCGCAUCGGGGAAGGAUAUAUUGGGACCCAUUCGGUGUGCUCGAUGGAGGUGCUAAAAAAAAGGAAGCUACCAGAAAGAAGUGUCGAACAAAAAUUCAGUCAGAUGAAAAUGUUCACCAGUUCGGUACUGAAUCUGGCUUGAAUAUUUCAUUGGGAUUGCUGGCAGGAAGCUUCAUUAUGUCGCAUUAACGAUUUCCUUCCAAUCGACAGACAGAGCGCCGUCGGUUUUCCGACCGAAUACCGCUUCCCAUCAAGAUGCGUGGAACCGAUUUCACUGAUGGGUUGAGUUGGUGAACCGUGCGAAUGCUUUCCCGGAAUGUUUUUGUGUAGUCAGAAGAUAGAAGAAUUUCCUCAAAAUUAGCUUUGUCGGAUGCUAAUGAAGUGCCAAAUAGAGAAGCUCUAUAGUGUAUUGCAUAGCUUCGUGUUCGAAAUAUCGUGAUGUGAUUCAUGAAUUAAAAGAAGAAAAAGAUGUAACUUUUCGCUGGCAAAUGACAGUGUGUUUGGUGUUUGGUAACGAAAAACCCGGAAAACUGACAACCGAUCCUCAUUAAAAACUGAAAACCAUCGAGCGGUGCUGGUGGUGGUGGUGGCGGCCGCGGGUCUAGCACCCCCCUUUCUAGGUGGAAACAAUUUUUCGUGCCAAACUUUGCGAAUAAUGAACGCAUGCAGCUCGAAGCGGUUGCAUCGUAAAGUUUUCCGGAUCGUUUUAGCAUUACUGUGUUAUCUGUCCUCCGUGGGAACGGGCGGUAUGGGCCACUCCUUUUUCGUUCGAACCGCUCCGCUCGGUAAUAAUUUCACUUCAACCAUUGAAACGGCGGUCGAAAUGGUUUCCCCGGCCGCGAGCCCCGAUCUGAUGCCGCCGGACGGCAACCAGACCUUGGUGUUGGAAUUCAACGGCACAUUGACGACCCACGAAUUGAAACGGGGUUUGUGCCGUUGCUGGAAUUCUACCGACGAGUUCCUGGAAGAAGUCCAGUGCCGAUGUGAGGGACGUUCGAUACUGAAGAUCCCACAGAAGCUGACCUCGAUGCAGAAGCUAAUUCUGGAGAAGGUUGGCAUCAAACGGCUGAGGGAGAAUGCUCUCGCGGUGUACGCAGACGAGUUGCGAGAUUUAUUUCUCAUGUACCUGAGGGAAUUCCAUCUCGUUGAACCGCGGGCUUUUUCCAAACUGCGAAAUCUGCGAACGUUGUAUAUAGCUCACGCACCCAAACUUCAGUUCCUGGAAGCAAAUGUGUUCGAAGGCAUAUCCAGCAAACUGAAAACAUUACGCAUCAUCAACUGUGGACUGCUGGCAGUACCGGAUAUGCGAAUGCUUUCUGAUCGCAUUAUUCUCCACAUGGUUGAUCUAGACGGAAAUCACAUCCAGGAAAUUCACGAGAGAGCCAUACGAAUCAAGACUGAUGAAUUAAUUUUAGAUAACAACGCACUCUCCCAAAUACAUGGUGAUGCAUUUACCGGCUCGGAGUUAGCCAAACUCAGUCUGAAGCUCAACUUCAAGCUGAAACACAUCCAUCAACGGGCUUUCGUUGGAAUCCAGAAUAUAAGAGAGCUUGACCUGUCCAGCACCGCAAUCGAAGAUAUGCCCUCGGAUGGGCUGAAUGAUUUGGAAAUAUUGCGCAUACAGAACACACACUCACUGAAGACGAUACCGUCGGUGUACAACUUCAAGAAUUUACAGACCGCUUAUCUGACACAUUCGUUCCACUGCUGUGCAUUCAAGUUCCCGGCCCGGCACGACCCGAGCGGACACCAGCAGGACCUGCGGCGAUUUCAUCAGGACCAGAAAAAUUGCAUCGCCAAGGGGUACGCUACCCCCAAUGUGCGCCUGGCGAACCUGGAAACGGUGGACAGUACGGUGCGUACCGGGGAGCAGCAGCUUGUCGAUUCGGAGUUUUCCCGGCGUCGGAAAAGACACGCUUCAUUGGACGAGCAAAGUUUCAGUCGAUUGCGCAGCUUGUCCCCAAAUUUACACCUCGUCGAGAAGGAUGGUUCCUUGGAGGAAGAGGAGGAGCAGCAAGGGAUUGGGUUGGUGAGCCCUCUGAAGAGCGAACUUUCCAUGGAGGGUGAUAGUUUUUUCCAGCCUAUCACCGGGUCACCGAUGGAGGACAGCGUUCUGCGGGAGGAUGUUUCCGACAUGUAUAUCGAGAACCCACUGCCGGGGGUGUUCCAUCAAGCGAUCGAACCGUUGUCGAUGGAGGCACUCUGCGGGAAUUUAACCCCUACAACUUUCGACGUUAAAUGUUACCCGAUGCCCGAUGCUCUGAACCCCUGCGAAGAUGUUAUGGGCUCCCACUGGCUGCGGGGUUCCGUGUGGGUGGUGGUACUUUUGGCUGUGUUCGGAAAUGUAGCCGUGUUGGUUGUUUUGUUUUCGAACAGUGACCUGACUGUGCCAAAGUUUUUAAUUUGCAAUUUGGCGAUCGCUGAUCUUUGUAUGGGGGUGUAUUUGCUGCUUAUUGCGUCCAUCGAUGCGCACUCGAUGGGAGAGUAUUUCAACUAUGCAUUCGAUUGGCAGUACGGUUCCGGUUGUAAGGUGGCAGGAUUCCUGACGGUGUUCGCUAGUCAUCUGUCGAUUUUUACCCUGACCAUCGUCACCCUGGAACGUUGGUUCGCCAUCACCCAUGCGAUUUAUCUGAACCGUCGCAUCAAAUUGUCGGCUGCCACGUACAUCAUGAUCACCGGAUGGAUCUAUUCGUUCGUGAUGGCAGCGCUGCCACUGUUCGGAAUAAGCAACUAUUCCUCGACCAGCAUUUGUCUGCCGAUGGAGGCGCGUGAUAGUUUGGAUAUUGCCUACCUGUUAACGGUGCUAGGGAUCAAUGGGUUGGCAUUCGUAAUCAUCGUGAUUUGCUACGCUCAGAUCUACUUUUCGCUGGGCAAAGAAACACGCCAUGUGGCACGGACGGCACACGCCGGUGAAAUGACGGUGGCGAAAAAGAUGGCGCUGCUGGUAUUUACAAACUUUGCCUGCUGGGCACCGAUAGCUUUCUUCGGUCUGACCGCCAUUGCAGGCUAUCCACUGAUUGAUGUGACCAAGUCGAAAAUUUUGCUGGUGUUUUUCUAUCCGCUGAAUUCAUGUGCCAAUCCAUACUUGUAUGCCAUUACGACAGUCCAGUACCGGAGAGAUCUUUUCAUGUUGCUUUCAAACUAUGGAUUUUGUACUCAAAGAGCACAACAGUACAAGAUGACUUAUUCUUUGCCGACCAACACAAUCCAAAUAGCACCGGCGAGAGGAUCAAUCACGGCGACAUUCAAUUCCAACACGUGCGGAACCGUCAUUAGCAAUGCUGUCAGCGCUAGUCACCCAUUGAAUAACAAUUUUGGCUCGACGGAGUUGUACGGAGCUAGCAAAACGGUGGAAUGUGAAUCGAUUACCAAUGGCAACGGACAUGCCAAUAUCGUAGAAGUGAUAGAGGAAGAACGUGAAACUUUUCUUUGAGCUGUUUGAAAAAAAAAAAACUGGCAAUUGAAGAUGGGAGCUUUUCGCCUGUCAGGUGGAAGCUUUCUGGAUGAAUCUCUUGUGUUCUGGUUCCGGUGCCGGUAACAGAUGGCAAAAGCCAUAAACUUACGUAUUUCAUAAAUGUUCAUUCCCAAUAUGAAUGUGAUACUAACUAGAAACCGCGUCAACGUGUGCUAUAUUGUUAUCCAUGCUUAUCGAAGCCGUGACGGGAGUUGUCAAAAAAUAUGUUUGCUAACUAAAUACUCGUUCGAUGCGUGCGUGGUCGCUUGGGCGCGAACAACAAAAGCAACAUACAACAACCGUUUUUAUUGUGUGUGCUCCUAAGAACAGAUGUAUUUUAAUAUAUUAUAUACAACAGCAAAAAAGUGGCGACGCCAGGUAGUCGAAUCAUUUGAUUAAUGUGAUGACAGCUACGGAGCGGGAAAGUUUUCAUUUCGUAUCCGCUUUCUAAUAUGUUCGCAUUAACACACUGGAUGGGAAGUGUGUGUGUGUGUUUUGUACGGCCAGCCGGAAAUAAAACUUUGCCAUGACAAAGAAAAACAUACUUAUCCUGUUACAGCUACCGCAAAGACUGCAAAUCAUUUCCGAAGCAUGUGAUGACUAUCGAUUAAAGUCGUUGGGCGCUCGUUGGGAUUUUUGGAUGGUUUUUCUUUAUAUCACAAAAGAUGUUUAG